GAUCUAACUUCCAGGAUGGGGGCCGCUGGGGGCGGCCGGCUGCUUCGCCUCCUGUGGCUUUUGCUCUUCAGCCUCGCCAUGGUUUUCGCCAAAGUGACAGAGAGCCGAGGGAUCCUGGAGAGCAUACAGAGGUUCUCCUUGCUGCCAACGUACCUGCCCGUGAGUUACCACAUCCACAACACAGACAUCUCCUUCUUUCUAAAAGAAGCCAACCAGGAUAUCAUGAGGAACUCAAGCCUUCAGUCCCGGGUUGAGUCCUUCCUGAUCUAUAAAUCUAAGCGGCCGCCUAUACUGAACGCUACCUACGGACCUUUUUCUAUUGAACAAGUAGUUCCUCAGGACCUGCUGUCCCCUUCGAAUCCCUUUGGAUCUGCCGCGCCCAAGUUCUCCUUCAACUGGAAGCUGAAGGCGUACAUCCUGAACGACAAAAUCUAUCCGAGUAGGCCCAAAGUCCAGGUUUUGUUCUACAUCGUCGGGAGGGACUGGGACGACUACAGCGUUGGCGAAAGACUGCCCUGCUUACGGGUCUUUGCUUUUCGAGAAACUAGGGAAGUCCGAGGCAGCUGUAGGCUGAAAGGGGACCUAGGAUUAUGCAUGGCGGAGCUGGAACUUCUUCCCAGCUGGUUUAACCCACCCACGGUGGUCGCCGGCCGUAAGAAACUCCUGAAUCAGUUGGAAGGGAGUCCUGUGGAACUUUACUAUGCUAUCCAACAGGGAAAUGACAAAGGGGAUUGUGCGAAGGAAGUCCAGAGGAAAAAUAACGGGAUCAGACCUGGACGCAAUGAUAUUGACGAGUCGGGGCCCCCCUUGCAGAGGAUUGGGACCGUUUUCCUUUACCAGACUCCCAGCAGCCCUCCCUUGAGUGAAAUGAGGCUGGACAGUAACGUUGCAAUCCUGUAUAUGCCAAAGACCGUGAAACAAGGAGAUGUGUUGACCUUUCUGGUGACUAUCGCUAAGAACUCAUCGGAGGACCAGUUCACAUUAAGGGCAAAGGUGAAGAAAGGUGUGAACGUUUUCAGCAUCCAGGCUAGCAAUCCAUACACGUGGGACGUCCAAAAGAGCGUGGACUAUUUGGGGAAAUAUGCGCCAGCUGUCAUCUUCUGUCGGAGGAAAACUGCUCCCCCUGGAAAGAGCACGGACGCCCCCCCUUCUGAGAUCAUGCAAAUCAGUUUUGAAAUUGAAGAACUUAGUGACCUGCCAGAGACCCAGCUUAUUACGUGGCAAGUGGAAUAUCCCGGAGGUAGAACGUCUGACCUCGGUAUCUCCAAAAUCUACAUAAGCCAGAAGGAGCUGGUCGGUGUUCUUCCCUUGGCUAUGGAAGCAGAGAUCUUGAACACAGCAAUUCUCAAUGGGAAGACAGUAGCUGUUCCUGUCAAAGUGGUCUCGGUGGAAGAGGAUGGAACGGUCAUGGACCUUCUAGAUUCAGUAGAGUGCAGAUCGUCUGAUGAAGAUGUCAUUAAGGUCUCUGACAGAUGCGACUACGUUUUCGUCAAUGGGAAAGAAAUGAAAGGGAAAGUGAGCGCCGUCCUUCAUUUCACCUACCAGCACCUGAGUGCCCCACUAGAGAUGACCGUCUGGGUGCCCCGUCUCCCUCUCCAGAUUGAGGUUUCGGACACAGAGUUAAACCAGAUCAAGGGGUGGCGGAUUCCCAUUGUCUCCAAUAAGAGACCGGCUAGAGAUAGCGAUGAUGAAGAGGAAGAUGAGCGGAAGGGAAGGGGCUGCACCCUCCAGUACCAACACGCCAUGGUGCGAGUCCUCACGCAGUUCGUAGCCGAACCCUCCGAUCCCGGAGGCCAGACGGCAUACUUGUUGGGUUCUGACUGGCAGGUGGACAUUACCGAGCUAGUGAAAGAUUUCAUGCAAGUGGAAGAGCCGAGAAUCGCAAAACUUCAGGAUGGACAGAUGUUGGUUGGCCAGGAGUUAGGAAUGACAACUAUCCAGAUUUUGUCCCCACUUUCUGACGCCAUCUUGGCCGAGAAGACUGUGACUGUUCUGGAUGAGAAGGUGACCAUUACUGACCUGGGAGUCCAACUGGUGACCGGCCUUUCACUCUCGCUGCAACUGAGCCCCGGAAGCAACAGGGCCAUUUUUGCCACAGUGGUCGCCCAGGAAAUCCUUCAGACACCACAACAGGAAGCAGCUGUUAGUUGCUGGAUCCAGUUCAGUGAUGGGGCCGUCAUGCCCUUGGACAUGUAUGACCCCAAAGACUUCUCCUUGGUAGCAACCUCUCUAGAUGAGAAGGUGGUGUCCGUUCACCAAAGCCCCAAAUUCAAAUGGCCCCUCAUCGUUGCCAAGUCAGAAGGUCAAGGCCCACUGGUGAGGGUAGAGAUGGUGAUCAGUGAAUCGUGCCAGAAAUCCAAAAGGAAAAGCAUUAUGGUUGUUGGGAACGGAAAUAUCAAGGUCAACUUCGGGCAGAAUGACGCUAAUCCCAACACCAGUGACAGCCGGCGCAGUGGAGCCGGCGUGCACCUGGAAAAGCAUACCAGCAACAGGCAUCAGAAGACAACUCUGAAGGAGAGAUCUCAGGAAGAGGGGCCGUAUUACAGCUCAUCAAUGGGCCAUGAGGAAAACCGAGGGGCCACCACUCAGAAGUCCAUUCUGAGCAAAAAAGAGGACCGAGAAAGCCUUCUGGAUGAUGACAGCCAUAUGCAAAACAUCCCAAUAGACUUCACCAGCUUCCCAGCGCAGGUGGACCUGCCCAAGAGCAAUGGUGAUUUGGAAGAGAACGACCCUCUGGAGACCCCCAGGGGCCUGAGCGACUUGGAGAUCGGGAUGUAUGCUUUGCUCGGAGUCUUCUGCCUGGCCAUUCUAGUCUUCCUCAUCAACUGCGUCACUUUUGCCUUGAAGUACAGGCACAAGCAGGCUCCCUUUGAAGAACAAGAGGGCUUGAGCCAUUCUCAUGACUGGGUAGGGCUGAGCAACAGGACAGAGCUGCUAGAGAAUCACCUCAGUUUCCCCCCGCAGCCAGAGGAGUGCAUUACAGCUAUUGACCGCGGCAUGGACUUGGAGGAGAGCAAAUACCUCCUCAAUGCCAACUCCCCCAAAAACCUCAAUGGGCAAGUCUUCCGGUCCUCGGACUCGGCUCCGUUCCCAGAAGGGAAGGAGCAGAAGAGCGAGCCGACCGCCUCACCAACCUCCAAGCGGAAACGAGUCAAGUUCACCACCUUCACCACCAUCUCUUCCGACGGGGAGUGCCCCACCGUCAACUCGAUCUUGACGAGCAGCGAGGAUGACAUCAAGUGGGUUUGUCAGGACAUGGACCUGGGAGAGUGUAAAGAACUGAGAAACUAUAUGGAAAGGUUACAUGAAAAUGCAUAACGCUCCACUAGGAGCUGUUUGGGGUGUGUUACUUUUUCCCCACUCACCUUUUUGCCUUUAAUUUGGGGGGUGUUGGGUGAAAAAACAAAAGUGAACAAAUGGUGGCUGGUUUGGUUUCCGAGGAAAGGAGGCGGAGUUCGGAAGAGUUGCUUCUCUUUGCACUCAGUAGCGUGCGGGGAGUACUCAGAAGCAAGGCAACGUCGAUGGGGAUUUUUAAAAAAAACGGACAUAAAAUUAGCGUUGAGGUUGCCCAGGAAAUGGUUUAAGAGAAUCGUUAAGGACAACACAAAAUGGGGAAUUUGCAAAACGUACGCCGGUUUUAAUUCUCAGGAUAACGAGGCUGUGGUUCGAAGUUAGAGGCAGGCUCCGGUGGGGAGGGGAGUGAAACUUUAAAGGUCACCCAGCAAGAUGAGGAAGAGAACAUCGGGAUAAAAACAAUCCUGAAAAGGGCUGUCAAAACCAGAAAUAUGAUGACAGCAGCGUUGACUUGCUGAAUUACGGAGUUAGGAAGGCUCAGAAAGGCCAGGGACAUUAGUACUGAGUUUAAUGUUCUUCAGUUUUAACGUUCACUGUGGAAACAGUGGUUUGGCAGAUACAGGCAAUCCCCUACAGUGCCGUGAUCCUGACUUCAUUUAUGGCUGUUCGAAAUGGUUUGCACCUCUGUAUACGUUUGGAUCCAAGGAGCUUCUUUACAAUAAAUCGGCAAGACAGGUAA
Heteronotia binoei (common prickly gecko) is the source of this 4033-nucleotide messenger RNA. Its product is annotated as transmembrane protein 132D-like. The record is from RefSeq and is a predicted model, not a curated record. The transcript has 9 exons. The coding region runs from base 16 to 3318 and encodes 1100 amino acids. NCBI's taxonomy places the organism in Eukaryota, Metazoa, Chordata, Lepidosauria, Squamata, Gekkonidae.